Messenger RNA from Symbiodinium sp. CCMP2592, 1533 nucleotides. The record is from the annotation of a GenBank genome assembly. NCBI's taxonomy places the organism in Eukaryota, Dinophyceae, Suessiales, Symbiodiniaceae.
AUGAAGCCGAGCUUUUUUAGCCAAACUCUGCCCUUGUGGAUUCUGCGCGGUGUGACUGCGGCAGACAUCCUGGAGCAGUGGAUCCACCCACUGGAACGAGAGCCCUUCUUCAACGAUGUCUUCGAAAGGACCUGGGCGCACUUCCCCCACCCGGAGCCUUUGGUGCCGAUCACCUUGGACCACGUGGUCGAGUGGAUCCGAAGCCAAGGCAGUUCUCAGGAGGUCCUGGAGCUCCUGAGGCACCCGGUGACCCAGAAGUCCUUUCGCCCCUCUCCGACGGCUACCAGCAGCCUUCAACAGGUCUCCGAGGCCUUCAUGCAAGGCUUUUCCAUGGUCAUCAACUCUUUGCACAAGUGGUCGGAACCCGGGGCUCGCCUGGCGAAGCAACUUUAUGCUGCCGCCUACCUUCCCGUGGACGUCUACAUGUACCUCACCCCUCCCCACUCACGCAGCUACGGCCUUCACUCCGACGUGAUGGACGCCUUCAUGGUGCAGCUGUCAGGUCGCAAAGAGUGGACGGUCUGCGACGUUCCCAGCUGGAUGGCUCCGCGGCAGCCGCCCGACAAAAUCCUGAAGAACUUCAAUGUUUCGUGUUCCAAUGUCACUUUGCAAGGCGGUGAUGUCAUGUACCUUCCUUUCGGCACCUUACAUCAAGCGAGCACCGACUCGGACUUCUCCAUGCACUUGACGGUGAACUUGGAACGGCAGUUUUAUGUCUGGCAGGCCAUAUUCCUUGCAAUGAUCCACAAGGCCCUGCAGCCAGGCCUGCGCAUCAAGAAGUUCGCCUUCGGCAAGGACUUCCAGCCAGACGACGACGAGCUUCCUCUGGUUGCUCUUCUUUCACAGCUCACGGCCUCCGUCCCUGAGAUGGCCCGGGUGCCGGGCUUCAGCAUUUCGGGCACUUCCGAAGUGAAGCUCUUGACGUCUCUCUGCAACCAGGACUUGCCGGAGGAGUACCUUCCGCUUCUGACGGCGGAGUUCCGGGAUCUGACCACCCGCCUUGAGACGGCGGCUUCCAAGAGCAAGAAGCACCAGAGCGUGAAGGUACGGGGGAAAGCCGUGUCGAUCCUCGAGACCUUGAAAAAGCUGAAGGAGGAGGAGGCUCAUCUCUUGUGGGCCCUGGAUCUCGCCCGGUUUCAUUCCAUGAAGCACAACUCGGUGAUGGCCGAGGCGAACCCGCUGCUCUCUCUGUCGAAGGCCCGCUCCAAGGAUCCCCAGGCCUUCCUCGGCCUCCCACUGUCCCAGUUCCCCCAGAAGGCCCUGCAGGGCCCUGAGGGGAGCCCUCGAUUAAUGCGGGCCCCGCAGCUGCGGGCGGUGCUCCUUUCCGAGGAGAACGCCACGAAGCUCUGGGUGAACCAGGAGGCCUUUCAGCUGCACCCAGAGGAGAUCCCAGCCGCGCUCUUCUGCUUGGGGCUCUUUGCCCCUGAGAACACCUCCAGCCUGGGCCGACCCUUCCGCUUGGAAGACGUGCCCACCCCGGCCACGGCUCUCCUCCCGAAGCUCAUCGGCCUCGGCGCCCUGCUCUUGAUCUAA